Molecule: messenger RNA, 825 nt
Organism: Cooperia oncophora
Lineage: Eukaryota; Metazoa; Nematoda; Chromadorea; Rhabditida; Trichostrongylidae
Source: the annotation of a GenBank genome assembly
AUGGUUUCAGUUCCACAUAAGGCAGGAAGCAAACUGGUAUUGAGCAACGGAGCAACUGGGGAAAAGAGUGAAGAUGCUACUCCAGAGUCCGCAACGAAAGCCUCUACGUCAGUCCCGGAAGAAGCUGCUGUAUCAUCAUCUCCAAAACCGGGAGAAGCUACAUCAGAGGCAAGUGGAGAGGUACCUACAGGAGAAGAGAAAGAAUCCGAGGCAACUACGACUUCAGCUGGAGAAUCUAGCGGAGAGGAGCCUUCGGAGAGUCAAAAUGUGCCAAACGUUCAAGCAAACGAAGACGAAGAAGCAACAAUCGUGACAACAUCACCAGCACCUCCACAAACAACUGAAGCCACAUCAACUACAACAGAAGAAAGCAGGCUAACGUCCAGUGAAGCAGAAGGAGCCAGCGAAGCAACUUCCACAACACCAUCCGGGGCUGAAACAUCUGUCACUCCCUCUGCAACAUCAUUGCCGGAAUCGCUUGCAACUGAAGCAGGAGAAGGAACGACGGUUGAAGGAGGACCCUCAGUGGAGCCAACAACGGCAGGACCCAUUGAAGCUAGCGGAGAGGAACCAGCAGUGAGUAACAAGAGUACCUAUCGUUGCAGCCAACGUCGACCAGGUGGCGACCACAGCUACAGAAGAGACCAGCGAACCAACUUCUACAACGACAUCCGGGCUGAAAACAGUCUGUUAGCUCCUCUACAACAUCAUUGCCAGAAUCGCUUGCAACUGUUGAAGGAGAAGGAACGACGGCUGAAGGAGGACUCUCAGUGGGGCCAACAACGGCAGGACCCAUUGAAGCUAGCGGAGAGGAACCAGCAGUGA